AAUUUGACUUUUAAUCUCAAAAAGGUCAUAUACUACCACACCUCUUCCUCUAUCUCCUGCCCUUUUUCGCACAAAAUUCCCACACAAUAAAACCCAAUUUUUUUAUUUUUUAUUUUUAUACACAAAUAAAAUUUCUGGGGGUUGCUUCCGUUGGAUCUUCCUGAAACCCGGAGAUCAGAUCACACCGGCAGAAAAGAGGAGAGAGAAAACAAGCAAAAGAUUAGAACGAAAGAAGAAGAAUUUUAACUGUAAAUGGUUGUGCCCCCAUUUUAUAACUCUUCACUAUUUCUUCCCUACCCAACUGUUUUUUUCUCUCUCCUUUUUUCACACUAUUAGCAUUGUUAAACCCAAAUUCCUGAUUCAAAGGAAGAGGAGAGAUUACCACUCUUUGAUCUGCUCAUUCUUUGUGGAAAUCCGCGGUUUUUUUUAGGGAUUAGUAACGAGUUUGAAUCUUUGAGAUGCCCACUUAAAAAGGUAUUAGAGUUGUGUUUAGUACUAGGAGGGAGAUUUGAUUUGUAUCGGGAAUGAGACAUUGUCAAUAGGAUUUUGAUGGAAAUUUUGACUGAAUCUUGUGUAACGGCUGGUAUUCAAGACCUGGGAUCGAAUCGAAUUUCGUAUACAUCAUUGCCCUUUUGCAGCUCCCUGGUCACCCGAAAAUGAACUAUCUUGUGUGAAGGUUAGACAGAUUUUGGGUUAUUGGAGAAAUUGGGAAAUGGAAAUCAGCUUUGUAUAGUUGUCUUACUGCCCUGACUGCUCUCUAGAGAUUUAUCUCCUAUGAAAUAAUGUUAAUGAUGUGCUGAAACAAUUUAGCUACUAAUGUCUACUGCUUAGGGAUAAGAACGCGUACGCCUCACCUCCUCAACAUAUCCAGAUGUAGCAAGGUGGUUAGUAGGGGUUUAUUUGGAACUGAAAAGAGUCUUUGACAUGUUCUACGAUUGCUAAGGAUUUUUGAAUGUUAGUGUCUGGUCUGGAAAAGUGGCCCAUUGUAUACCCAAACAUACCGUUUUCUGGGAGCAGCACGUAAUAUAUAUGUUGCCAGGAGACAGAUGAGUGUGCUCCCAUAUUUUUAGAAAACCAUGGUCUUUAGCAAAAUCUCAGAAAUCAUCUCAUCUGCAACAAAUCGUCCAUCCAUGCGGCAUUCCUCAUCCAUCCCAUACAUCCAAGCUGGAUUAUCACCUCCAAAAGGUUCUGGCCAUGGUUUUAGUUUUAGCAGCCCUGGGCAUAUGAACAACAUGAGGCUGUCUUCAUCAUUACAAGAUUUUUCUCAAUAUCGUCGAUUAGAUCCUGAAAACGGUGAUCAAAAUGGUGGGAUUGAUGUCAUCAAUGCAAAGCCUCCUCAUUCAUCCCGUAAAGAUAUUUCCAGCCCUAGUUUCUCGAAGGAUAAAGUGCCUCAAAGCAAUCCAUUUACACGUAAGAAAUGGGUUAGAAUAUUGAUGAUCCUUCUUUGCCUGCUUUUCUUUGGUUUUCUUUUAUUUAUACUUGGUCAAUUUCUUUAUACUUUUUGGUCUGGUGGAACUUCCAAGUUUUACGUUGUGCUUGAUUGUGGGAGUACUGGGACUCGGGUAUACAUAUAUGAGGCGUCUGUCGCUCACAAGAAAAGUGGUAAUCUUCCCAUUGUUUUGACAUCAUAUUCUGGGGGAGUUAAGAAGCCAAAGGGACAAAGUGGACGGGCUUAUAACCGUAUGGAGACUGAGCCUGGGCUUGAUAAAUUGGUACGUAACUCGAGUGGUUUGAAGACUGCGAUAAAGCCACUUCUCCGGUGGGCUGAGAAGCAGAUCCCAAAGAAUUCACAUAAGACUACUUCUCUUUUCCUCUAUGCUACUGCUGGUGUUCGUAGGUUGCCAAAACCUGACUCUGAUUGGCUUCUUAAUCAUGCUUGGUCUGUUCUAAAAAGUUCCCCGUUUUUGUCUCAAAGGGAAUGGAUUAAGAUUAUCAGUGGUAUGGAGGAAGCUUAUUAUGGCUGGAUAGCUCUGAAUUAUGAAACAGGUGUCUUAGGGUCCAUACCAAAGACAGAUACUUUUGGUGCCCUUGACUUAGGUGGUUCAUCACUGCAAGUAACCUUUGAAAGUAAGGAACCUGUUCUGAACAAAACUAACUUAAACCUGAGCAUUGGACCAGUGAACCAUCAUCUCAGUGCCUAUUCUCUUAAUGGGUAUGGAUUAAAUGAUGCCUUUGACAAAUCUGUUGUUCAUCUUCUCAAAGGGAUGCCAAAAGUGAGUAUGGAAGACUUAGUUCAUGGAAAUGUUGAGAUUAAGCAUCCAUGCUUACACUCUGGAUAUAAAAGUGAAUAUUUCUGCUCACUAUGUGCUUCCCUGAACCAAGAUGCUGGGAGUCCUCGUUAUAGAGAGAAAGACCUUGGCAAAAGGGGCAAACCUGGAGUCCCUGUUCAGCUUGUUGGCUCUCCAAAUUGGGCAGAGUGCAGUGCAGUUGCAAAGGUUGCUGUCAAUUUGUCAGAAUGGUCUGAUCUUAGCCCUGGAAUUGAUUGUGAAGUGCAACCAUGCGCUCUUUCUGAAGAACUUCCCCAUCCUAGCGGUCAUUUUUAUGCAAUGUCUGGUUUCUUUGUUGUCUAUCGGUUUUUUAACUUGAGUUCAGAAGCAAACCUUAAUGAUGUAUUAGAGAAGGGACAUCAGUUUUGUGGUAAAACUUGGGAAGUUGCAUAUAAAAGUGUUCCUCCACAGCCCUUUAUCGAACAGUAUUGCUUUAGGGCACCCUACAUAGUUUCAUUAUUGAGGGAAGGCUUGCACAUAACUGAUGGUCAGGUCAUGAUUGGCUCUGGUGGUAUCACUUGGACACAAGGAGUUGCUCUUGUUGAAGCUGGCAAGGCAUUUGCAACAAGAACAGAGCUUCAUACACUUCAGCUAUUUGAAAUGAAGAUAGAUCCUGUUGUGAUUUUUGCUGUUCUGUUGAUAUCAUCAUUUUUGUUGGUUUGCGCAUUGUCAUGUGCUGGUAAUUGCCUGCCUAGAUUUUUCCGCAGAACACAACUUCCUAUUUUCAGGCAUAAUAGUGCGCCAGCAUCAGUUCUCAAUAUUUCUUCACCUUUCCGGUUCCAGCGUUCAGGGGAUGCAAGAGUAAAAAUGCCACUGAGUCCAACUGCUGUUGGUGAUCAAGAAAGGUCACUUGGUAUUGGACAUUGGGUUGGCGGAAGCAACAUUCAGCUCACUGAUUCUUCUCUAUAUUCAGCAGUCAGUGGAGUUUCACAUAGUCCCUCAUCAGGUAGCUUAGGGCAAAUGCAAUUUGACAACAAUGGCAUGGGUGCCAUGUGGAGUCCUCAUAGAAAUCAGAUGCGUCUCCAAAGUAGGCGGUCAGCAUCCAGAGAGGAUCUGAUGUCUUCUGUGGCUGAUGGGGUGGUGAAGGUUUAGAUCUCCAAAAAUCCUGAAAUGUCUCUGACUGGGAUGUUAGCCUGCUAACGAACUAUUCAUGGCUGGAACACUGGAAAUCGCCAUUGCAUUUAUUCGAAGAGGAAAGUUCUCAUUAUUAGAGAGGCACGUGCCUAAGCUACUCAAACUCCUAGAAUGAGUAUUUGGAGAGCAUCGAGUAUCAUUCCUCUGAACCAGCAAAGCCCCAACCUGUAAAUUACACAUUUUACCCGAGGCGGCAGCGCUUACAGAAGCUGAAAAUGAGUUGAGAUGGCCUUGCUAACACCAAUUUCCCUGAAUGUGCUAUAAUGUUAUUUACUGUAAUCAUAUAGGUGACCCUGCUGGUCACCAAUUGAAUUUUGUUUAGCAGAUAAUUGAUAUUGAAGAACUGAUUGCCCAGAUGAUUCUUUCUGGUAAUCAGAUGGGAGUAAAUAUAACACCGAUAUACUUUAUAUGGAAAAAUGUCUGAUAUGCUGGUAGUUCUGCAUCAUGGAAGAUGCAUAA
This is a messenger RNA of Chenopodium quinoa (quinoa), 3860 nucleotides long. RefSeq names its product probable apyrase 7. Gene Ontology annotation, molecular function: nucleoside diphosphate phosphatase activity. The transcript has 5 exons. NCBI's taxonomy places the organism in Eukaryota, Viridiplantae, Streptophyta, Magnoliopsida, Caryophyllales, Amaranthaceae. The coding region runs from base 1077 to 3359 and encodes 760 amino acids. Gene Ontology annotation, biological process: nucleoside diphosphate catabolic process. Gene Ontology annotation, cellular component: membrane. The record is from RefSeq and is a predicted model, not a curated record.